UCGGAGAUUGUCAUCAACAUGGCGGAUUUUGAUGGUGGUGGUGUUGGUCAAGAAGACGAUGUUACAUUACCUAGAGCUGCUGUGAACAAAUUGAUUAAAGAAAUGAUUCCCAAUGUUCGAGUAUCCAAUGAUGCACGAGAAUUGAUCUUGAACUGUUGUACAGAAUUUAUCCAUCUUGUAUCAUCAGAAGCAAAUGAAGUUUGCAAGCAAAGAGCAAAGAAAACUAUUGCUCCAGAACAUAUUAUUGAUGCUCUGAAGAGUUUGGGUUUCACUUCAUACAUUCAAGAAGUGGAGUCUGUUUAUACAGAUUACAAAAAACAAGCAAUUAAUAAAAGACGAGGCAGUAAUCGGUUGGAAAACUUGGGAAUACCAGAAGAAGAAUUGUUACGGCAACAAGAAGCAUUGUUUGCACAAGCUCGGUUGGAACAAGCUCAGGUCGAACAAGAACAGUUUUUACAAGCUCAAAGUGUAGCAGCACAAACAUCCAGUCAAACAACAUCUAUCCCAAUUUCUGUAUUAACAUCAUCUGUAAACAAUGCUCAGUCUCCCAAUCUACCAACUCCAUGAAUUAUCAUGUAUGUAGUAGAUAUGUAAUAUUUAUAUAAUAAUUUCUAUGUGUUAAAAUGAAUAACUUGAUAUGGGAAUUUAUCAUGUUUUUACACAGUACUUGGUUCAUUCUCUGCUCAGUACAAAAACUGUUGACUUGAGCACAAAAAUGUGCCAUAAAGUCUAUACCAAAACUCAUGCAAAGCAAUGGUUGGUGUGACUUGCUAAUUGAAGAUUUCCUGCUAUUGUUUCUAGCAGUUAGAAAAGCAUCUUGUGUAUGAAAAUGUCUUGCUCAAUGGUAACAGUUAAGUUUGAAGAUGUCAGACAUGCUAGCUGUUAGCCUUAGAAUAUUAUUACACUGAACUAAAUUGAAUAAGAAAUUGUAACAACGUUA
Xenia sp. Carnegie-2017 is the source of this 940-nucleotide messenger RNA. Its product is annotated as protein Dr1-like. NCBI's taxonomy places the organism in Eukaryota, Metazoa, Cnidaria, Anthozoa, Malacalcyonacea, Xeniidae. Gene Ontology annotation, biological process: negative regulation of transcription by RNA polymerase II; RNA polymerase II preinitiation complex assembly; positive regulation of transcription by RNA polymerase II. The record is from RefSeq and is a predicted model, not a curated record. Bases 19 to 567 code for a protein of 182 amino acids. Gene Ontology annotation, cellular component: negative cofactor 2 complex. The transcript has 7 exons. Gene Ontology annotation, molecular function: protein heterodimerization activity; general transcription initiation factor activity; core promoter sequence-specific DNA binding.